This is a messenger RNA of Rhododendron vialii, 1720 nucleotides long. RefSeq names its product thioredoxin-like 3-3. Lineage: Eukaryota; Viridiplantae; Streptophyta; Magnoliopsida; Ericales; Ericaceae. The transcript has 5 exons. The record is from RefSeq and is a predicted model, not a curated record. Bases 1185 to 1577 code for a protein of 130 amino acids.
UGCUAUUUAUACCCAUGUGCAAGCCUCAAGUAGAACCUACAAAGCCACUCUUUAACUUCUUCUUCUUCUUCUUCUUCUUCUUCUGUUCUACAUGUUAUCAAUGGCUCAAUCAGUUAGCUUCAUGGCCAAGACCUUCCUCUUAAUGCCCACUCCCAAACCCUAUCAUCUCAGAAACAUUUUUAUAUGUGCUAAAGCGAGCCAAAACGUUGUCAGUAAUCCGGUGCCCGUUAUAAAUCCAGGUAGCGGUCCACAAACCAACAACACUGUAAACAGUAACUCGGAUGCUGGAGGAGAUAAAAGUGGAAAAACUCAAGGAGACGAUUUGAAAAUAGUGAAGAGUGACAAGGGCAAGGUUCAGUGACAAAAUUUGUUAGUGAUCACGGUUGUGGCAGUCCUGUUGAUGUAAUAUAAUGGUCAUCAGGUUGUAAUGGUUUAGUGUUGUGACUGUGUUAUAUUUUUCUAGUCGUCUUUUUAUUUUUUUCCUCCUGUUUUUUUUUUUUUAAUAAGUUUGUCUAUCUAUCGCUUCCAAUUGUAAGAUUUGUUACAUAAACAUAUAUUAAUGUUUGUGAUUAUUGCACCUUCUUAUGUACGCAGGGGAGUUUUCCCUGCAGUAAAAAAUGUCAUGCAUGAACUCGUAUUUUAUUCCCUCCUUUGGGCUAGAGCAAUGAUCUCAUAUUUUAUAUUUCCGUUUGAAAAAAAAAAAUUCCCGUAUUUUCUUUUCCGGGUGGAAAAUAGCCGGCAGGGCUUUCGCUCCACCUAAUGUAACAAAGUCCCAGAAACAGAAACUGAUGAGCCUAACCAAAAGAAAAGAAAAAUUAGUGAAAAGUAGUCGAUUUCUAAAAGAAAAGGGAAACCGGUGGAUGGCUUGGAUCGUUUGUGGAGAUCCCGUGGUGGGCUUUACGGAUCGGUCUAUGCACAACAGUGCUACGUGCACAUAUCAUGCACAUACAUUUUUGUGGGAUCCAUAUUGGGGUUCCACAAAAUGAUCCGAAUUGUUCAUCUUUUUAAAAAUAUUUUUUGAAAGACUCCUGUAAAAAAUCAAACUCUAACGGAUAUCAGCAAAAGGUUUUUCAGAAAUCAUAGGACCUAACAUUGAAACGAUUGGGCUGGGCUGGGCUGCACAGCGGCGCUUGUAUGAAACGACAACCCAAACAGAAAAAAGGGGAGAGAAAAAAAAAAAAACAAUGGAGAAAGAAGAGAAGGGAAAGAAGAAAGGGUUGGAGGGGAGUGGUCUGGAUUUGCCCUUAAACCGCCACGGUAAUCUCAUCAGUGCUUCCAGUGAUGAAAACCUCAAGGAUGUCUUUCACCAAAUCAGAACUUCCAAAAACCCUGCAGUAAUCAAUUAUGGUGCAUCUUGGUGUAGGGUUUGUGGCCAGAUCCUACCAGCAUUUUGCCAGUUAAGUAACAAGUUCCCAAAGCUCUCAUUUGUAUACGCUGAUAUUGAUGAAUGCCCGGAAACAACUCAGAAUAUACGUUAUACGCCUACUUUUCAUUUCUACCGAGAUGGUGAAAGGGUUGAUGAGAUGUUUGGUGGUGGAGAAGAGCGACUACAUGAUCGUCUGUGGUUGCACUCCUGAAGAUAUGUCCUGCUGUAAAGAUUCGGUUCAUGGGAUUAUGUAUAACUGUGUAGUGAUCAGUGUAUCUCCAAAUUCCUAUAUGCUUUUCUUAUCAGUAAGAGUUUUGCGCAACAAUUUCAAAAUUACAGUUCAGAGUUUCUUAA